GGCUUCCAGAAGCCGCCGGUGUGGAGCUGUCCCCAAGCACGGUCUGAGCCGAGAUGGAGCCUGCAGGGCACAGGAUGCUGUUGUGAGGGGGCUCUGUCACUAACAGGCCAAACACGUUUAUGUCUUUCCACAAUGUCAGAAUCUGUUGAACGACAAGCCUUCAUCGAAUGGGUUCGCUGAAAGUCGUAAUCCAGGAAAAUACGAGGUCUUUUAUCCAGCCCUAAUUCCUCCUGUCUAACACUCAAGUCCCACAUCACACAAUGGUGUAUACAGGAGAAAGACUGAGGAAGGGUCAAGGCAGUUCAGGCUUACAGGGUGCUGCAUCAUGAGCCCAGGCUGAGACAUGAGUCAAGGCUCAGUCACUGCAGGCAUGUCGGGACCCAGGCCCGUGGUGCUGAGCGGGCCAUCUGGGGCUGGGAAGAGCACCCUGCUGAAGAGGUUGCUCCAGGAGCAUGGCAGCAUCUUUGGCUUCAGUGUGUCCCAUACCACGAGGGACCCGCGGCCCGGUGAGGAGAACGGCAGAGAUUACUACUUUGUGACCAGGGAGGUGAUGCAGCAUGACAUCGCUGCUGGGGACUUCAUUGAACAUGCUGAGUUCUCAGGAAACCUGUAUGGGACAAGCAAGGCGGCCGUACGGGCCGUGCAGGCCAUGAACCGCAUCUGCGUGCUGGACGUGGACCUGCAGGGCGUACGCAACAUCAAGAAGACAGACCUUCACCCCAUCUACAUCUCUGUGCAGCCUCCUUCACUGGAUGUGCUGGAGCAGCGGCUGCGCCAGCGUAACACGGAGACAGAGGAAAGCCUGGAGAAGCGGCUGGCUGCCGCUCGGGCAGACAUGGACAGCAGCAAGGAGCCAGGCCUAUUCGACCUGGUGAUCAUCAAUGAUAACCUGGAUGAAGCCUACGCAGCACUGAAGCAGGCACUGUCUGAGGAAAUCAAGAAAGCUCAGGGGACAAGCCAUUCCUGAGGACCACCUGUCCAACCCACAGGCACUUCCCGUGCCCUGCAUCUGUCUGGGCUGCUGAGGAUCCACACAGCACCCAGGAUGGCUUCCCAACGUGGGAUGGGCACAGUUGCUCCUUGCUGGCCACAUGGCAGCUCUGCACCUCAGCUGGUGUCUGGCAUGUGGGGUGGGAUUGCUGCCCACCUCCCUCCCUCACUGUGGCUGGAGGACUGAGGUGCCCCCCAUCUGCCUUCCCUGAGCUGUCUCUGUCCCUUCCCAUGUCCCUCCCGCUGGAGCGGGACUGACAUCCUAAUAAAGUGACUGUUGG
Molecule: messenger RNA, 1271 nt
Organism: Ictidomys tridecemlineatus (thirteen-lined ground squirrel)
Lineage: Eukaryota; Metazoa; Chordata; Mammalia; Rodentia; Sciuridae
Gene: Guk1
Product: guanylate kinase 1
Biological process (GO): purine nucleotide metabolic process
Cellular component (GO): cytosol
Molecular function (GO): GMP kinase activity
Source: RefSeq, a predicted model, not a curated record